This is a messenger RNA of Trichobilharzia regenti, 978 nucleotides long. Lineage: Eukaryota; Metazoa; Platyhelminthes; Trematoda; Strigeidida; Schistosomatidae. The record is from the annotation of a GenBank genome assembly.
CUGUGUUUGAAUCUACUGAAAACUUUGGCCCAGCGAUGAAGAGUGACUGGGAUGAAGAAAUCUAAUUUCUUUUUCACACAUUGGAUAUAAGUCAAAGGCAUAUUUUUUGAAGGAUGACCUUGAUGACUGUUUGCGGGCUGAUACUGGUUUACAACCGAUAGUUAGCUUGUUAAAUAUGAGAUAAUGGACGAAGCGUGUUGCAUUAAUGUUGUAUUCGGUGGCCAGAAGUAUUCUGUCCCUUUACCAACAGGUACAGAUGCAACAUUGCAACACUUAAUGAAGGCAAUUGAGAGUGUGGUACACGUUCCCUUCUAUAAACAGAGAUUAAUAUACAAAGGAAGAUCUCUGAUGGAUCCUGAUGCACUGAUAUCUUCAUGUGGUCUCACAGUUGGAUCCAAAGUCAUGGUCCUUGGUUCAGUUGAAACACUUGAUCCGAAUGAAGCUGAAAAGCUUAGCAAAGCUAAAAGUACUUCCGAGUCAAUCAGUUCGGAGUUAGAGAAUCUUUCUGAAAAAUUGCGUAAUAUUAAUGAUUCCAAUGGUUCGGAGGUAACAGUAAACGUUAAAUGUACAGUUGACAUUAUGGAACGUUGUAUGCGCACUCUUGAACUGUUGGAUUCUGUUCGAUUGCCUUAUGAUUGUGAAAACGAACGAACUUGUCGCAAACAACUGGUGGACACAAUACAAGAAUUUCUAGUGCAAGCAGACAAAUUGAGAGGUGAAUUUCUAAAGUUGGCAAAGACUAAAACAACCUAACAAUCAAGACAUCCGGUUUUCACGCUUCCACUCUUUCUUUCUUCACUUGUUUUGUUGAUAUAAAAAUAACAAUAUCAAUUGUGUACAAUAUGUUGUAUUUGUUAUACAUUAAAAAACACCUUUUUAAUUGUAAAAUGGCAUACAAAGUAGACAAUAUGAGAGAAGACACAGUGUGUGAUUAUCUAGUUUCGAUUGAGGAAAGAAUGAAAGAUUUCUAGCUCCUUA